UCACAAGCGAGUGGUAACGUCAGCGCAGAGAGGAGGCAGUACCGUUUUUUUUGGAGGGGGUAACUCGACUAGGGGGGGCACUCGUCACCCAUCUCCCCACCCCCAGUCGAAUGAGGUGGAUUUAGGAAGAAAAUAUCCAUACCUGCGACGUGGAGAUAAACCACAGCAACAAACAUAUACGCAUUUGGAAGUUAUCGCACGGCUCCGGUUUUAGUUCUAUUGUGGCGAUCAACAAAGGGACUGAUGUGAAAACAGAAUACAGACUUGUAAAGGGCGUGAUUGUAGCGGUGGUUUGCCCCGUAUAAAAGCGACUACGUUUUUUACACAACUGACAUUUUUGAUUAUUCUUCAAUUUGUUUUUAUUUCAUGGAUGCAAAAUACGCCUUUUUGGAUGAGAAAUUGAAUUUUAAAUUGUCCCUCAUAUGCCCCCCAUAAACAAACUCGGAGGGGGGGCAGUUUAAAAAAAAAUUAAAAAAAACUUCUCACUGACUCAAAGACAUCCUGUUUGAAGACCACAGCCUUCUCUUCGUGGGGCCUCGGCACUCCAGCCAGGUCAAAGGUCGCCCCCGGAGCAAGAUGGCCGCCGGCGGUCCACCCUGCCUCUGUCUGCCGGCACUGCUGCCCCUCAGCACUCUGUUGCUCUGUAUGCUGCUUACUGGCUUCCAUGCCUUAUCACCACCAAGAUUCACUAAAGUUCCCGUAGACCAGAUUGGCGUAUCUGGGGGUGUGGUCUCGUUCGUGUGCCAGGCGACAGGAGACCCUAAGCCCCGGGUGAGCUGGAACAAGAAGGGGAAGAAAGUCAACUCCCAGCGCAUUGAGACUAUAGAGUUCGACGAGGGUGCCGGCGCCGUCCUUCGGAUCCAGCCUCUACGAGCGCCGCGGGACGAGAACAUCUACGAGUGCGUGGCGGAAAAUAGCGAGGGUGAGGUCAACGUUAACGCCAAGCUGUCCAUCAUCAGAGAGGACUUGCUCCCGGGAGGAUUCCCCAACAUAGACAUGGGUCCCCAGCUGAAGGUGGUCGAGCGGACCCGGACAGCCACCAUGCUCUGUGCUGCCAGCGGCAACCCCGACCCAGAAAUCACCUGGUUUAAGGACUUCCUGCCCAUAGACCCCAACGCAAGUAACGGGCGAAUCAAACAGCUGCGCUCAGAAGCCUUUGAGGGUACCCCCAUCCGAGGCGCCCUGCAGAUUGAGAACAGCGAGGAGACGGACCAGGGGAAGUACGAGUGUGUGGCGUCUAACGUGGAAGGCGUGCGUUACUCAUCCCCUGCUAACCUAUAUGUGCGAGAGCUUCGAGAAGUCCGUCGCGUGCCCCCUCGCUUUUCUAUCCCACCGACCAGUCACGAGAUGAUGCCAGGUGGCAGUGUGAACAUCACCUGCGUGGCGGUGGGGUCGCCCAUGCCAUAUGUCAAAUGGAUGCUCAACUCAGAGGACCUGACGCCGGAAGACGAGAUGCCGGUGGGUCGGAAUGUUCUGGAGCUCAACAGCGUGCGAGAGUCUGCCAACUACACAUGCGUGGCCAUGAGCAGUCUGGGCAUCAUCGAGGCGGUGGCGCAGAUCACCGUCAAGUCCCUGCCCAAGCCCCCAGGCACCCCAAUGGUGACCGAGACCACGGCCACCAGUGUCACCAUCACCUGGGACUCGGGCAACCCGGACCCCGUGUCCUAUUACAUCAUCCAGUACCGCGCCAAGUCUCCCGACAGCAAGUUUGAGACCAUGGAUGGCAUCACCACUACGCGAUACAGCAUUGGGGGCCUCUACCCCAACACAGAGUACGAGAUCCGCGUCUCGGCCUUUAACACCAUCGGCCAGGGCCCCCCCAGUGAGCCGGUGGAGACCCGGACCGGGGAACAAGCCCCGGCCAGUCCGCCCCGCAACAUCCAGGCCCGGAUCAUCUCCCAGAACACCAUGAUGGUGCGCUGGGACGAGCCUGAGGAGCCCAAUGGACAGAUCAAAGGGUACCGGGUGUACUACACCAUGGACCCGUCCCAGCCCAUGAGCCUAUGGCAGAUCCAUAAUGUCCAGGAUAGCAUCAUCACCACCAUCCAGAGCCUGGUGGCAUCUGAGACCUACACCAUCCGUGUCCUGGCCUUUACCUCGGUGGGCGACGGGCCCUUCUCCGACCCCAUCCACGUCAAAGUGCUGCAAGGAGUCCCCGGACAGCCAACAAAGUUCCAGGUUGGUGCUGUGUCCGACACAAGCAUGGAGUUGACCUGGGAACCUGCCUUCCAGAAAGAGGGGAUCAUCAGCUUUGAACUUCGGUACAAAGAGGGCAGUUUUGGCAGCCAGGUGACCAAAACUUUCGGCCCCACUGCUUCAUACGUCGUUGAGGGUCUGCGGGCAAACACGGAGUACUACUUCUCUCUGGCUGCCAUUUCCAACAAAGGCAUCGGAGCCUUCACCAACGAAAUAUCCCAGAAAACCUUGCAAGCCAAGCCCUCAGCCCCCCCUCAAGAUGUUAAGUGCAGCAGCUCCAGCUCCACCUCCCUGCUGGUAAGUUGGCGCCCCCCGCCUGUGGAGAGCCAGAAUGGCGCCCUAGCAGGGUACCGAGUGCGCUACCAGGUGGUGGGAGCCUCCGUUGAGGGUGGCAGUGCCGGGGAGCCCAUGGAGGAGCCAGCCGUGCUGCCCAGUGAUGGGAAGGUGCUGCUGCAGAAGCUGGAGAAGUGGACCCAGUACAGCGUCACCCUGGCCGCCUUCACUGAGAUUGGGCCAGGCCCAGAGAGCGAGCCCCUGCUCUGCCGCACCGACGAGGAUGUUCCCGGAGCUCCUCCUAGGCGGGUCGAGGUGGAGGUGCUCAACUCCACGGCGCUCAAGGUCAUGUGGCGCUCCCUGUUGCCGGGGCGACAGCACGGCCAGAUCCGUGGUUACCAGGUGCACUAUGUGCGCGUGGAGAACGGGGAGUCGCGCGGCCCGCCCCUCAUUAAGGACGUCAUGCUUGCCGAUGCCCAGUGGGAAACGGACGAUACAGCCGAAUAUGAAAUGGUCAUCGGAGGGCUACAGUCGGACACCACCUACUCCAUCACAGUAGCUGCGUACACCACGAAGGGAGACGGGGCACGCAGCAAACCCAAACUGGUGGUAACCAAAGGAGCAGUGCCUGGGCCACCCUCUCUGUCGGUGGCUCAGGAUUCAGAGACGUCGGCCGUGGUGUGCUGGGACGCACCUGAUGUUAUGAUCCCUGGCAUGGGGCUGCAGGGUUACCGGCUUCAGUUUGGCCGUAAGGACGUGUCCCCCCUGGCUACUCUGGAGUUCACCCCCCAGGAGAGGCAGUACACGGUGGCUAGUGUCCACCGCGGUGCCACCUACCUCUUCAAAGUCCAGGCCAAGAGUCGGGGGGGCUUCGGUGAGGAGGCGACAGCCGAACUGCAGGUGCCCGAACACACACCCCAGGGGUACCCCCAAAUCAGAGAAACCUCCAACGUGACCUGCUGCUCGGUGGAAUUGUCAUGGUCGCCCCCGAUGCUGGCAGAGCGCAACGGGGACAUCACAGAGUACACGCUAGCAUACCAGGAGACGGGCUUGGGGGACGCGCCCCGGGAGCUCAGCCUGCCCGCAAGCCAGUCCACCUACGUGCUCAACAGCCUCAAACCCAACUCGGCGUACGACGUGAAAAUACGCGCGCACACGAGUGUAGGUCCAGGGCCCUACAGCCCGCCGAUCCAGUAUCGGACAGUGGCGUUUGAGACAGACGUCCCAAAGAACUUCACGGUGAAGUGGGUAACCAAGACAACGGUGUUGCUAACAUGGAAGUUUGUUGAGAGGCGGUUCCCAUUUCGGUGCACGAUCGAGUACAACCGUCAGAAGAUGGACGUCGACGCCCGGCUGACCAAGGCGCUAGUCACCAGCCUGCGGCCCAACACCACCUAUGAGUUCCGGGUCACGUGUCAGGAGAACACAGAGGGUGGACCUCGCCACCGUGUGGUCGCUAGGACCACACCGCCCAUCCUGGUCAAGAAGCCCAAGCUGGAUCUCUACUCGGAGCCAGACAACAUUCUGACCAUGGGUUUCGCCCCGGUGGAGACCAAGGACAUCAAGGACUUCUAUGUGGUGGCUGUACCACUAAAGAAGGGUUUGGGGACUGCACGACAUCUCAAGAACCCAGACGAAAUGGACUUGGAAGAGCUGCUGAGGGACAUCACCCCGAAGCGUCGCACCAGGCGUCAGCUGAGCCAGGCGGAUGGCAAGAAGCCAUACAUCACAGCCUGCUUCAAGCAGCUCCCCACCUCGUUCACCCUGGGCACAGAGCACCGCCACAGCAGCUGUGAGAGCAAACCUCUGGAGCCCGGGCAGGAAUACGUCUUCUUCCUACUGGCUGAGCUCAACACCACCGCCGGGAAAAUGUUUGCGGCCAGCCCAUACACGGACUUAGUGGUGACCCCAGAGCUAGAGGCUGAUCCUCUGCCCAUGGAGACAGGUGGGGACGGCCUCAUCUGGGUGGUGGGGCCCGUCCUGGCCGUAGUCUUCAUCAUCUGCAUCGUCAUCGCCAUCCUCCUCUACAAGAACAGCAAACCUGACAGCCGCAAACGAAAGGAGUCAGAGCCCAGAACAAAAUGUCUGCUGAACAACGCAGAGAUCACCCCCCACCACCCCACAGACCCAGUGGAGAUGAGACGCAUUAACUUCCAGACCACAGGAAUGAUGAGUCAUCCCCCCAUCCCCAUCGCAGAGCUGGCUGAACACACGGAUCUUCUCAAAGCCAACGACAACCUGAAACUCUCCCAGGAGUAUGAGUCCAUCGAUCCAGGCCAGCAGUUUACAUGGGAACACUCCAACCUGGAGGUGAACAAGCCUAAAAACCGCUACGCCAAUGUCAUCGCCUACGACCACUCCCGCGUCAUCCUUGCACCCAUCGAAGGUAUUACUGGCAGUGAUUAUAUCAACGCCAACUACAUAGACGGCUACAGGAAGCAGAAUGCCUACAUGGCUACGCAGGGCCCGCUGCCCGAGACGUUCGGGGACUUCUGGAGGAUGGUGUGGGAACAGAGAGCAGCCACUGUGGUCAUGAUGACCAGACUGGAAGAGAAAUCACGGAUCAAGUGUGACCAGUACUGGCCCAGUCGAGGCACAGAGACCUAUGGUAUGACCCAGGUGACUCUACUGGAUACCAUAGAGCUGGCCACCUUCUGUGUUCGCACUUUCUCCCUGCACAAGGUACGAAAUGGCUCCAGUGAGAAGCGGGAGGUCCGUCAGUUCCAGUUCACGGCGUGGCCCGACCACGGGGUCCCCGAGUACCCCACCCCCUUCCUGGCGUUCCUCCGCCGGGUCAAGACCUGUAACCCCCCAGACGCAGGCCCCAUCAUCGCUCACUGCAGUGCGGGCGUGGGGCGGACAGGCUGCUUCAUCGUGAUCGAUGCCAUGCUGGAGCGCAUCAAGCACGAGAAAACAGUGGACAUCUACGGCCACGUGACCCUGAUGCGAUCGCAACGGAACUACAUGGUGCAGACGGAGGACCAGUACAGCUUCAACCACGACGCUUUGCUGGAGGCGGUGGCGUGCGGCAACACGGAGGUGGCAGCCAGGAGCCUGUUCUCCUACAUCCAGAAGCUGGCCCAGGUGGAGACGGGCGAGCACGUCACCGGCAUGGAGCUGGAGUUUAAGCGCCUUGCCAACUCCAAGGCCCAUACGUCCAGGUUUAUCAGUGCCAACCUGCCCUGCAACAAGUUCAAGAACCGUCUGGUGAACAUCAUGCCCUACGAGACCACCCGCGUCUGCCUGCAGCCAAUCAGGGGCCUCGAGGGCUCAGACUACAUCAACGCCAGCUUCAUCGACGGAUACAGGCAACAGAAGGCCUACAUCGCAACGCAGGGCCCGUUGGCAGAGACCACAGAGGACUUCUGGAGGAUGAUGUGGGAGAACAACUCCACUAUCGUAGUCAUGCUCACCAAACUCCGAGAGAUGGGCAGGGAAAAGUGUCAUCAGUACUGGCCCGCUGAGCGUUCGGCCAGGUACCAGUACUUUGUAGUGGACCCCAUGGCUGAGUACAACAUGCCCCAGUACAUCCUCCGAGAGUUCAAAGUCACCGAUGCAAGAGACGGGCAGUCCAGGACAGUGCGGCAGUUCCAGUUCACUGAUUGGCCGGAGCAGGGGGUGCCCAAGUCAGGGGAGGGCUUCAUAGACUUCAUAGGCCAGGUGCACAAAACCAAGGAGCAGUUUGGCCAGGACGGACCCAUCUCUGUCCACUGCAGUGCGGGGGUUGGCCGGAGCGGUGUCUUCACCACACUCAGCAUCGUGCUGGAGAGGAUGCGCUAUGAAGGCGUGGUAGACAUCUUUCAGACGGUCAAGAUGCUGCGGACACAGAGGCCGGCCAUGGUGCAGACAGAGGAUGAAUAUCAGUUUUGUUACCAGGCGGGUCUGGAAUACCUAGGAAGCUUUGAUCACUAUGCAACGUAAAAAUCCAUCUCGUCCCCCGAAUCCUAUGUCCCCCUCAACAGUCUCCUGAGCCAUAGAAAUGACAACAACAACAGCAGCCAGAAAACAAAAUUCAACCAACAGAAUAGCAAACGAAUUGUAGAUUUUUUUUUUUUUUUUUUAAAGCCAACAAGAGUGCAAUUCCAAUUGGACCCAAUGGACUUUGAUGCCGGUGAGGAAACCGUAAAUGACUCCAUCAGCAGAACUAAUUGACGCCCCUCACUCUGAAGAAAGGAACCAAAAGUGGUGGCUCAAGCUGUGGGGUGGGAAUAAUUAAAGCGUCGGACUGCGAACCUUACCUCAAGUGUUCAGAUGUGGAGGUGGACAUUGUAAACAUUUCGUGGACAUCUAUUAAAAAAAUAACUACGUUACAAACAAUACAAAGAUAACAGUGAAUGAAGGAAAAACCAACUAGGCGAACGUGACUGAGGUAAAAAAAAGGGAUUGGUAAAAACUGCGAAAAUGGUGGAGUGGAUGUAGCUUAGAUGGGGAAGCGUUCGCCUUUUUUACCAUGUAAGGACAGAGGUUCAGAGUUCCUAGUUGUUUAGAAACACUUCUGAUGGAAAACUGUGGUUGUCUGUGUACACAGAUGAUUGUCCCCAAAAUGUCAGACACCUCUGAUGAGACAAACACACUGAGUUAACGGUAAGGUACUGGCAAGAGAAGUCAUCCUCCAUUCGGUACCCCCUACCACACUCAUUCUUCUCUCUAAGCAAGAUAACUUCUACUGCCCAUAGUUCUGUUACAACUUUAGAAGCUCAACUCCCAACUCCUCACAUGUCCAUCAUCUCGUACAAAGGGCAGCCCUAUAUCCCUUCAACUCUUUGGGCUAAGAGGAGCUUCUGCAGUACAGAAUAUUCUGGGGGAAAGUGAUGACGGUGUCAUAAAGUGACUGUCAGCGGUGGAUAUCGUCAAAUGCCAAUUCAAUCAACUUACCGUUUCAGUUUCUCCAUCACUUGACGUGUGGAGCUUCUUGAGGACAAACCCCAACAUGUUUAUACAGUAACCACUGAUAUAGCUCUCUUAGCCUCAGUCACCAUGGAAACUGGGUAAAAAGAGACCGCUCUUGCAAGACCAGAUAAAUGACAAUGAAGUCCCUUGACUUUUUACUGUCACUCUUCGUUCAGGACUAGUUUUUACUGGUGCAGUGCCCAACAUAUUGAACGAGUGGAAUCACCACAGGAGAACUUGGCAUGGUGAAUGGCGGCAACUGAGCUCUCUUUGCAAACUUGUACAGUGACCAACAACCCAUUGUAAUCAUUUGUUAAUUUUGUCUUACAAUUACUUGUAUUUCUGGGGGGUUUCUGUCAAUACCAAACAUGCUGCUUAUUCUCCUGUAUGCUGUAAGUGUGACUCUGGUAUGGAAUGACAAUGGAGGUGCCUGGUCUGGCGGUGUCAGUUUGCACCCAUACGGCUGAGACUGAAAACGCAUCCACAUGUUAUGGUCCCCCCCCAUCAACUCCUCUCAGCCUCCUCUAUACUCACUGUCUCACUCGACAUUCAUCCCAAGCUUGACUUAAAGAGAGAGACUAGUGCUCUACUAACAGUGGAAGGACAGUGGUUCAAAGUUGUGAGGAACUGAGUUGAUAAACCAGAGAAAGAUUCCUGUCUAUUCCACUAUGGAUGACUGGCCAAAGACCAUUGUGGAUGACUGGCCAAAGGCCACUGUGGAUGACUGGGGAAGAACUGGCCAUUUUGGAUUUGAAUGUUGUGAUGUGAAAGUUAUGUCCACGAUACAAAUGACUUGCACAUCACUAAACUUUAAAUCUAAACAAUAGCAGGGCCGAUUCUACGCACUAUGUACACGUGUCUGAUAAAAACAAGCCCUCAAAGCCCACAAUUUUAUUUUUUCUCAGAGGUCAGUGCUUUGGUAUACCCAGGGGUAUGCUUUUACAAUGGAUUCUGUGAAGGUUUUUGGAUUGGUAUAUACACUAACAGAAUGAUGAAAGGAACUGUGUGUAGUCUUUCUGAUUUCCAAAAAAGCCUUAUUGUUAUUGUAACAUUAUGGAAACAUGAAUGUUGUGUUAUGAUGACUAUUGUUAUUUUACUUUACAUAGCUUACUUUUUAUUUUAUUUUUUUGUUUCGUUUUUUUUACAGAGAUAUUGUAUCACAUUUUUUUAAAUUAGCAGGAAAAAAAUGUAUGCUUAUUUGUUCAUAUUAUGUUAAAAGACAUUCUAUUUUUUCACUAUAGAAAUGUUAUGUAUAACGUGUGGAUGUGUGCCUAUAUAUAUAUAUAUAUAUAUAUAUAUAUAUAUAUAUAUAUAUAUAUCGCACAUUCAUAUAUAUUUAAAUGAAGAAUAUAAAGAUGUAUCCAAAUGUAUUUUUUUCUGUUUCUUAUUUUUAUUGUAUUUUUUACCACCCAUAAACUUUCAAUUGCUCAUGUAAAAGUCUGAUGGAUUUUUUUUGUUUUGUAACCAUGAACUUAACCUUAAAUAUUGUGUGUUUCUCUGGAAACAAUUAGGGGAGGUGUCUGGCCGGGCGCCGCUCCUGCAACCCUUUUUAAAUCCUACCACUUGGUAGACCUGUGCCGAUAAGGAGAUGGUGUCUUUUUAAUUGUUGUUGAAAUUACUAUUAUCAUUAGCUAACAAUAGUCAUGUAUUUGUUUGAGUAUUAUUUUCAUAUGUAGUAGAUUAAAUAGUCUACAAAGCAUUCAACUGGAGGAAAGGUAUUACCCAUUUUGCUGAAUUUGCCAGACUAAAGGUACUGUACUUUUUGACCAUGUACAGACCGUCAUCUCCCUCUUUCUCAGAAGUCCAUUAUUUCCUCCUCUUUAUUUGGGUGUUUCUUUUCAGACACAACACGAUCAUCCAUUUGUUAGAUAUCAACUAUGAUCCAGAAUAUAACACCUGUAAAUAAACAAACAUAUAGAUUAUAUGUAUUUGUUUAAUUUAACUCUCAAUGCUCUCUUACUUCAGAUCACAUACUGAACUGCAAAGAUAAGGUUCUGCUCAUUGCAAAGUUCACAGUGUAAAGUGUACUUUCUCCCUUUGUAACAUUUGUAGUCCACUCUGCUCUCUGUUCUUAAGUCCCCUCUUUCUUUGUCAUAUCUACCAUGUUAGCAAUAUCCCCUGCUAGCCACCCACAGCUAACUCUGUUAUGAGAUGCCAAUGAUGACCCCUCAGCACAGGCUGUCUAGCCCUAAAGUGAACAGGGCUGGGAAAUGAUGGCAACCAAAGGACUAUUCCUUUCCAAAACAAAAGCUCUAUCUUUCCACCCAAAGAAAGGAGAAGUGCUAGUUCCCAACUGCCUAAAAAGCCAAUAAGUGGAUUGUCCAUUGGCAGUCAUAGAGAGAAACAAGAGAUAGUUUUGCUACUUAGCAACUGGCCAUAGUGCGAUGACACAGCCAUUAAGGGCAAAGUACUACAGUACACUACCACUGAUUCUGAAUCAUAACAUGAUGUAAGAGGGUUCAUUAUACUGUAAGAACCUAGUACCAUACUGUGUUCAUUCUUAUUCUUUUUUUAAUGUUUUGUUACGGGAUGCAGAAUGAGUCAGGACUGAAUGGGAAGGAGCCGUGUGAUGCAAAGACUAGGAUGAAGGAAGACGAAACAACAAAGACAUUUCCAGCAUAGCCUUUUCAAGUGGGAAUCGCAGACCUUUUCAUAUGAACAAAUCUUGAAAUUAGGACUUUUUGUGACUGAAUUCAAAGACUGGUUAAGGGCCCAUGACAAAAAACAAGACUGGACAUCUUUGGAAGUUUGUGCGAUGUGUUACUCUUUGACUUCAUGUUAAGAUGCCAGACGUUUGACAACAAUAGCAGCCAAAUCUACUGGAAUAUUCCGCCGAGGUGGGGAAAUUAACAAAAGAGAAAAAUUACUAUCAAAUAAUAGAACCUAUACGUACAACAGCCAACAAAAAGAUAAAGAACCUAAGCUCAAUCAAAAUAGUUUUUUCUUUGUAUGAGGGCCAAGUGCUAUCGCUUUCAAACUGUUACUUCUAACUGAAACAAUGAUUGGUUAAAAACCACUGUGUAUGUAGAUAUGUUGACUUUGUAUUAAAAAAAUGUUGUCUGAA
Messenger RNA from Salmo salar (Atlantic salmon), 10423 nucleotides. The record is from RefSeq and is a predicted model, not a curated record. Lineage: Eukaryota; Metazoa; Chordata; Actinopteri; Salmoniformes; Salmonidae.